GAGAGGGAAGCAGCGCACGAAUGCAACAGAGCAGCGGAGGAGAGGAAAUAGAGAGAGAAGGAGGACUAGGCGUUACGCUCGCUCCUUCACAAGCUGCCUGCGAGAUGCCAGGACUGCUGCAGAGAGAUUGCCGUUUCUUUCCUUUUUCUUUCUUUCAUCAGCUUUGUGUUGCGGUGAACUCUUCAUCCUCUCGUCUGUCUCGGAGGUGCAUGAAGAAACGGCCCUACAUGGAGUCCAGGUGCCUUUGGUUGUGAGAUCUGAAUGUCUUCUGUGCCUCUUGUGAAGACUGAAGAAAGGAAAGGAAAUAAAUAAAUAAAUGCAAUUCUUUAAAAAGGAGCGAGAAUGCCUACAAAUGGGUUGCAGUAGUGGAGAUAUAGUCUCUCGCUAACUUUGGAAAGCUUCAUCACAAACUAAGAAAAAUUUGAAACGGCACAGCGCAGCAACAAAUCAGUAUUCUCCUACAGACCCCUGAAAGAAAUGGCCAAGUGGGUUAACCCUUUAUCUGGCUGAGUUGACUCUUUAGGCAGCCACAAUCUCCAAACAAAACAGGGUAAUUUUGGAAUGUUUUUUGAUAUAUGGAGAUCCUAAGAUGGAAAUUUGACGGCCUUCAAUUUUGGUAGCAGAUAAUAAAAACCUACACUUUCUAGUGUAUCGCAAGCCGAAGUAUACAUAACUAACAAAUCUGAGAUGCUCAGCUCGGAUGAUUAGCUCGAAAAGACUCCGAAAAUCUUCUCAGGUCUGACUGGCGUUUUCCUGCUUUAAUUCGUUGACAACGUUUCGUUAAAGAUGGCUGCCGGAGUGGCAACAUGGCUACCGUUUGCCAGGGCAGCAGCCGUUGGCUGGCUUCCCCUGGCCAAGAAAACCAUGCCCAAACCACCAAUAGACAAAAAAAAUCGCAACGAUGAGAUCCUGUUUGUAAAUGUGAGCGGACUCCGCUUCCAGACAUGGAAAAACACGCUAGACCGAUAUCCCGACACUCUGCUGGGCAGCUCGGAAAAGGAGUUUUUCUACAACGAGGACACUCAGGAGUAUUUCUUCGACCGGGAUCCAGAGAUGUUUCGCCACAUUUUGAACUUCUACCGAACAGGCCGGCUUCACUACCCCCGGCAGGAGUGCAUUCAGGCCUUCGACGAGGAGUUGGCGUUCUACGGCAUCGUGCCGGAUAUUAUCGGAGACUGCUGCAUGGAAGAGUACAGGGACCGCAAGAAAGAAAACCAGGAGCGUUUGGCAGUAGACACGGAGGCGGAGAUGGCGACAGACACCCCUCUGCCGCCACACAGCACGCAUCGGGAACGCUUGUGGCGUGCGUUCGAGAAUCCCCACACUAGCACCAUGGCACUGGUUUUCUACUACGUCACCGGUUUCUUCAUCGCCGUCUCAGUCAUAGCAAACGUAGUAGAGACCGUCCCAUGCCGACCGCUCAAAGGCAGCAAGAAAGACUUGCCAUGCGGAGAGAAGUACUCGCUGGCGUUUUUCUGCAUGGACACGGCCUGUGUGCUCAUCUUCACCUUCGAGUACCUCAUGAGGCUUUUCGCCGCCCCUAGCCGCUGCAAGUUCAUGCGUUCAGUCAUGAGCGUGAUUGAUGUGGUCGCCAUCAUGCCCUACUACAUCGGCCUUGUCAUGCCAGAGAACGAGGACGUGAGUGGUGCGUUCGUCACACUAAGGGUGUUCAGAGUCUUCCGGAUCUUCAAGUUCUCCCGUCACUCUCAGGGCCUGCGGAUCCUGGGUUAUACCCUGAAGAGCUGUGCGUCUGAGCUGGGCUUCCUGCUGUUUUCCCUCACCAUGGCUAUCAUCAUAUUUGCCACCGUCAUGUUCUACGCUGAGAAAGGCACCAAGGGAACCAACUUCACCAGCAUCCCAGCCUCCUUCUGGUACACCAUAGUCACCAUGACAACGCUUGGGUAUGGAGACAUGGUGCCAAACACCAUCGCUGGAAAGAUCUUUGGCUCUAUCUGCUCUCUCAGCGGUGUGCUGGUUAUUGCUCUUCCUGUUCCCGUCAUCGUGUCCAACUUCAGCCGAAUCUACCAUCAGAAUCAAAGAGCGGACAAGAUGCGAGCCCAGCAGAAAGUUCGACUUGCCAGAAUUCGCUUGGCCAAGAAGGGAACCACCAACGCCUUCCUACAGUACAAAGAAGAAGGAGGAUUUCAUGAUCGGGACCAUGACGGCGCUCUGUGUCUGAAGAACAGAUCUUCAUUUGAGCACCAACAUCAUCAUUUGCUCCACUGUCUGGAAAAGACAACAAAUCAUGAGUUCACUGAUGAGCUGACAUUCAGUGAGAUGUGCAUGACGGAGUCUGUGGGUUACCGCACCAGCCGCAGCACCUCCAUCUCCAGCCAGCAGGGGGUUUCCACGUCCUGCUGCCCGCGCAGAGCCAAGAGAAGAGCCAUCCGCCUGGCCAACUCCACUGUAUCAGUGAGCCGCGGCAGUGUCCAGGAGCUCGACACACUGCACGUGCACAAGACUACUAUCAGACCACAGAGCCGCUCCAGUCUGAACGCGCGGACAGAAGACCUGAAGCUAAACUGUGAUGACCGGGAUUUCACAGCGGCUAUAAUCAGUAUACCAACCCCUCCUGCCAACACCCCUGACGAGAGUCUGCCGCCCUCUCCUGCCAUUCCCGGCAUCUUACGCAACUCUCGUUCCAGUUCCUUCACCCACGAGACAGUGAAGAUCUCCUCCUUAUAACCGCCACAAGCACACGAGCAUCCCCCUAUUAUUGCACAACGGAACGGACGUGAUGGACUAAGUGCAUCUGCUUCAUUCCAAAUGGACAUUUCCACAUGGACUCGCAUGAGCUGAUGUGCGUUUUUUUGUGAUCGUCACAGUUUGAACAAUUCCAGGGGGGAAAAGACUGCAUAAAAAACUCGAUCGCAUAUCGCAAAUCAGCAGUUAUAGCGGCACUGAAGGCCUUUUACUUUUAAAGAUAUGCAAUGUUUCAACAAGCUGGAAUUAUGCCUAUAUGUCCACUGCGAAAUACAGUUGCGGGAGAGAUUACUUAAAAAAAAAAAAAAAAAAGUGGAAAUAUUGAACCUGUAGAUCUUUGCAGGGAAAAAAAAAAGCUAUAACAACAACAACAAAAAUGACGGCAGAUGGUGUAUAUGUAUCAAUAUUUGUAUCAUACCUCUUUAGAUCACAUGCAUCUUCAAAACCCCCCCCACAAGGAGGAAAAAAAAGAGAAGAGAUUCAUGAGCAAUCCUACCCAAACAUGCAUGUUGUAUUGUAGAUACCAUGGCAGAGAAUGGAGCCGCCAACAUGCUACUCGCACAUACUUUUUUGCAUGGUACUUCUUUUACCUCCGUUUCGUUUGUCCUGUUUUCUUUCUUAACAUCUAUGAAGAAAAAAAAAAAGAGAUGAUAUUUACAGAGUAUUAAUGAUCAAACGUGAUGCACCAGAUGUGCACAUUAGGGAAAAAAAGAUCGAUAAACAAAGAAAAUGAAAAUAAUAAAAAAAAUUCAGGCAUGUUUUUGCAAAAAUCUGAAGCCAGACAAGUGCGGCUGUGAGUGUGUGUGUGUGUGUUUGCGUGAAUGUGCGAUUGGGCGGCGAUUGGGAAGAACUUGUGUUAUUUGAUCACAGAUAUGCAUGGAUACCGUUGUAGGUAUUUUUAUGUGUUUUCUCCAAUGGGAAAAUGAAGGGUUUCUUUAGCAUUUUAAAGCGACUGGAGGGCGUUUACCACUGUCAUUGAGUUUUUACAGCAGUAAUUAGAGUCACUUCAACUUAUCUUUUAUUUGGCUUGGUAAUCAAGUGUAACCUUUAAACCCUGGCUGGCUAUUUUUAUACGGUAGUUCGUGCAUCGAAAACAAGGCUGUGUAACGGUCCAGUGAGCCAUUUCUCAUCUGUUAAUGUUUAUUUAAAAAAAUCAUAAGCAGCAAAUGAGACAGGCAAUAAUAGUGUAAUUAUUUUUUACUACAACAGAAAAUGAAAGAAGCAGUUAUAUAUGGAAGACUAAUUUAAAAAAGGUAGGAAUGCAAAUUUGCACUUGACUGUGAUGAGAAAUAUAUUUGUUACUGUUUACAAGCAUUGUUAGUAAGUUAUUUUUACGUUCAUUUUUGGUUCUGUCUGUCUUUUUUUUUCCUCUCUCAAGCUUCAUAAAACGGUGUGAAGUGGUAAAUUUAGUAAUUGGUCAGGCACCUGCUCAUUUUCGGCAGGCGGUGUUGGAUGAAUGGCUCCCGGUAGGAGAUUAAAGAGUUAGAUAUCAAAAGCACAGAGGUGUAAAGUCUAUUCCACAAAUAAAGUGAACAGAACUCAGAAAA
Danio rerio (zebrafish) is the source of this 4250-nucleotide messenger RNA. The record is from RefSeq and is a predicted model, not a curated record. NCBI's taxonomy places the organism in Eukaryota, Metazoa, Chordata, Actinopteri, Cypriniformes, Danionidae.